UUUCGAGAGCUUCGCAUGCUUUCAACGUUUUUAUCUUAGCUUCAAAUUUUAUUACGUGUCGCGAAUCUUAAAUCCUCAAACUGAGUGGAGAAAUGCUCACAGUUCUGAUAAUUUUUCUUGGGUUGGCUUCAGUGCUGGCCAAUCCCAUGAGUGAUAGCAACUUGGCUAUAUUUCUGUCAGAGAUUAAUCAGCAGCUUGGCGCUAAUUACGAUGAGGAAAUUUUGGCCCUGAUGAAAAGCGAGCUAAGUGGAAAGAGCGAUUCCACAGCACUUCUCCAAGCAAGUUUAGCCAAUGAGAAGCUGCUCAGCUAUGUGAAGAGUCAGCACUCUCGAGUGGCCAAGUAUAAGCGAUUGCAUGUGGGAGAUGCACUGCAGCGACGUCAGCUGGAGCGUAUUCCUCAGGUGGGUUACGAGGCACUUGGUGACGUAGAAGUGAAUCAGCUUUAUGCUCUGGCAGCCAACUUGAGUAACAGCUCUCAAAGAGUUAAGCUGUGCGCCUAUAGACAAACAACUAAUUGUUCAUUAAGACUUAUACCAGAUGUUCAGAAGUUGGUGCAGGAGUCUACGAAUCUGGAGGAGAUUGAGUACUAUUGGUUGGAAUGGCGACGAGCUGCAGGUCUGUCCAAGCGGUAUCAGUUUGUCACCUUCAUGGAGUUGUAUAAGAAGUCGGCUAAGCUCAAUGGUUUUGUCCAUGCCGAGGAUUUUUGGUUCCGACAACUGGAGAUGAAUGGUGACCAAGUUAUGAAGCUAUUAAAUGACAUGAUGGCCACACUGCGUCCUUUAUUUCUACAGUUUCAUGCUCAUGUGCGUGCUGCGCUUAGAAAGAUGCAUGGCGAGCAGAUUGUGCCAAGAGGACGUCCUUAUCCUCAGCACCUAGCUGAGAUCUUUUUGGGCAAUGCUUUUAGACGUCCUCGGACUGAUUGGUUUAAGGAUAUGCCAUCUCCAGAGUGGGGACUCGCCAAUAUAACAGAGGCAUUGCAUCGACGUGGCAUGAGCACAACCCAGCGUGUAUUUUGGAAUGUGGCAGAGUACUUUCACGGACUGGGGUUGCCCCAAUUGCAGAGUGCACUAUGGUCUAAUGCACAGACUGUGGCUGCCCACAACGAGGAUGAAUGCUGGCAUAAGGCUUGGAGAUUCUACACCGUGUCCAGUGUCAACUUUAGCUACUGUCCACUUAAUGACGAGGAGCGUUUCUUCAGCAUGUUUGAGGCACAGUCUGAUCUACAGUAUUACCAAGCAUCCGCAGCUCAACCCACGCUGUUACGGGAGGAACCUUUUCCCAACUUUCGUGAUGCUCUAGGAAAAUGCUUCUCUCUUGCUGCCUCCUCUCCUCGAUAUCUGCGUAAGCUUGGCUUGCUCCGCAACAAGAAAUGGUUGGAUCUUCCUGCUCGCCUGAAUCGUUUGUAUCUGCAGGGAUUGAGGGUUAUCUUUCUGCUGCCCGUUUUCUAUGUGCUGGAUCGCUAUAGAGUAGAAGUGCUGAGCGGACACAUCAAGGCGGACGAUAAUGAAGCCUACUGGAGACUGACUGAGUUGUACACUGGAGCCACAGCUCCACGUAGACGCAGCAAUGAACAGUUCGAUGUGCCCGCCAAGCUUCUCAUGGAGGUAGAUGAUCAGUACACAAGCCAAUUCUUAAGCACUGUGCUGCAGUUUCAACUCUACAAACACUUCUGUAGUAAGACUGGUCAGUAUGUGGAGGGUUCUGUGCACACGCCAUUGGAUCUCUGCGAUUUAUCAGAUCAGCGUGAGUUAGGUCCAAGUAUAUUUCAUGCCAUGUCGCUGGGCUCAUCGUUGCACUACGAGAAAGUUUUGCAACAGCUUAUAGGUACUAAAGAAAUUAACAUGGAUGGGCUUUUGACAUAUUUUCAACCUCUACACGAUUGGCUGAUACAACAGAAUCGUCAAAAUAAUGUAGAGAUUGGCUGGAUUUAGUUAUAAUUAGUUUCGCCCGAAAGUAUGCUACAAAAAUCGCUUAACGAAGUUCAGCAGAAAAGUAUGCAAUUAUUUAUGUACAACUUCAAUUGAAUUUCAAUUUAGAAGAUACGAUUUUUGCCCAUCUGUUUUUAGUCUAUAGUCAACCACAUGAAGCAACUCUAGCUUAUAAUUCUUAUUCCAUAACGUUAUCAUUAUUCUAAAUAAUAAAAAAAUAGAUAAAAGCAUAUUCGCAGCAUACGAUGUUCAAACACGUAACCAGAACAAUGAUUCUACUUGAACAUUUUGAAGAGCGCGACACAAUUAUUUCAUACAAUAACUUAACAAAAUUGGUUAAUAGUCAUACCAACACACUCAACGCAAUCAUAGUCGAGCACUUUAUGGCUGU
Drosophila sulfurigaster albostrigata is the source of this 2319-nucleotide messenger RNA. RefSeq names its product angiotensin-converting enzyme (gene Ance-2). NCBI's taxonomy places the organism in Eukaryota, Metazoa, Arthropoda, Insecta, Diptera, Drosophilidae. The transcript has 4 exons. The record is from RefSeq and is a predicted model, not a curated record. Gene Ontology annotation, cellular component: plasma membrane. The coding region runs from base 93 to 1931 and encodes 612 amino acids. Gene Ontology annotation, molecular function: peptidyl-dipeptidase activity; metallopeptidase activity. Gene Ontology annotation, biological process: proteolysis.